Molecule: messenger RNA, 1134 nt
Organism: Eucalyptus grandis
Lineage: Eukaryota; Viridiplantae; Streptophyta; Magnoliopsida; Myrtales; Myrtaceae
Product: putative pentatricopeptide repeat-containing protein At5g37570
Exons: 1
Coding region: 1-1134 (377 amino acids)
Biological process (GO): RNA modification
Molecular function (GO): protein binding; RNA binding
Source: RefSeq, a predicted model, not a curated record
AUGCCUCUCCAUUCUUCACUGACCCGCGUCCCCGUCUCCGACAAGCUGCCCUCCAUCGUCACCCUCCUCAGAUCCUGCAAGAACGCCGCCCACCUCCACCAGCUGCACGCCCAGAUCAUCGCCAAAGGGCUGGAGCAGGACCAGUUCGUCGCCUCCCACUUCAUCUGCCUCGCCUACUCCCUCGCCUCCCUCUCUACUGCUCCCGCUUCUUCGCUGCGUCCUCCCGCCCAAUCCCCGUCCUCUGGAACUCCCUCCUCAAAGCGUACUUUGCCAGAGGGGCCUCCUGGGGUCGACACCCUCUCGGUCUUCGCCCGCAUGAGGAGGGCCGGCGCCCCGCCCGGCAAGUUCACGUACCCGUUGGUCUUGAAAUCUUGCGCCGGCCAGUCGAGGGUGCGGGAAGGGAGGGGAGUUCAUGGGGGUGUCGUGAAGAGCGGUCUCGACGAGGAUGUGUUCGUGGGCACGAGCUUGGUUGAUUUGUACGGCAAGUGCGGCCAGAUAGAGUGCGCGCGGAAGGUGUUUGAUGCUAUGCCCCAGCGUGUGUGGUUUCUUGGACGGCGAUGGUUGUCGGUUACGUCGGCGCUGGGAUUUGGGCGAGGCGAGAGACUUUUUCGGGAAAUGCCUCUGAGAAAUGUGAAGUCGUGGAAUGCGAUGAUCACUGGGCUUGCCAGAGCGGGUGACAUGAAGAGUGCUAGGGAACUUUUGAGGAAAUGCCUGAAGGAAUGUGGUUUCUUUCACUGCGUGAUUGAUGGGUAUGCAAAGGCUGGUGAUAUGGCAUCGGCAAGGGCUCUGUUUGAGCAAGCGCCUGUGAAGGAUAUGUUCGUUUGGUCGUCGAUGAUAUCGGGAUAUGCACAAAAUGGUCUUCCGAAUGAAGCUGUGAAGGUUUUUGUUGAGAUGGUGUCAAAGAAUAUCAAGCCUGAUGAGUUCACGUUGGUUGGCCUGAUGUCGGCUUGUUCCCAAGUAGGUUGUGGGAAGUUAGCCAAGUGGGGUCGAUUCUUAUUUAGCGAGAGUUCAAUUGCUCUCAAGACAGCUCAUGUUGUUGCAGCUCUAAUAGACAUGAAUGCAAAAUGUGGGAACAUUGAGAGAGCUACAGAAUUGUUCAAAAUAUUGCUCAAAGACAUCAUUUCUGUUCCAUGA